Molecule: messenger RNA, 903 nt
Organism: Salvia splendens (bonfire salvia)
Lineage: Eukaryota; Viridiplantae; Streptophyta; Magnoliopsida; Lamiales; Lamiaceae
Exons: 2
Coding region: 1-903 (300 amino acids)
Source: RefSeq, a predicted model, not a curated record
AUGGGAUGCACUGAUAAGGAACGUCUGGCAUGCGUGACUUAUCAACUGACAGGGCCUGCUGAGUUUUGGUGGGAAACUAAGAGGAGAACCAUGGACCCCGCUCGCCGUGAGGCACUUACUUGGGAAGAGUUUAAGGAGGAAGUGUACAACAAGUAUGUUCCCAUGAGUUAUCGGCGAUCGAAAGUAGUAGAGCGCCACACCUUAAAACAAGAAAACAUGACGGUCACGGAGUACGACCGCGCCCUAUGUGAGAUGACCCGUUAUGUGCCAGAAUUGGUGGACACAGACGAGAAGAUGGCGGCGAAGUUUCGUUCUGGCCUUAGACCCGAGAUAAGGGUAGCUGUGGCCAGCCGCAGGGGAAUUCCUUAUUCCGAGAUGUUGGGCUGCGCCUUAGAUGUGGAGGAAGCACUGCCCAAGAACGAGAGGGCAAUAAAUCCUACACCACCCGUACUCCCAUUGAACUAUCGAGACAAUAGGAAGUGGGAAGGAAACCGAGCUCCUUUUGACAACAAGCGACGUUUUUCCACUUUUCGGCACCCGCAGAACCAUGGCCGCCAAGUUGUGCCACAUCAGAGGGGAAACCCACAGAGAACACCCUACUGUAAUCAGUGCUCCAAGUAUCAUGUUGGGGAGUGCAGAGUUGGAGGCAUUCGGUGUUAUGCCUACGGUGGAAAUGGGCACAUGUCUCGAGAGUGCCCAAAUAACAACAAAGGUGGAGCGAAGAAUGGGCAAGGACAGAGGCCACCGCAACAGCCACAACCGAUCCGACAAGUGGCCCCACAACAAGCAAGGGCGUAUGCACUGAAAGGAAAUCAAGUGCAAGAGCAGCAGGCCAACAAGGGCAAGGAGAAUUUGGCAGAACUCGUUAUUGCUAAACUUGACUUGGGUUUGAGGGUGUCGUAA